UUGGUUGGCCAUUUGCCAGAGAUUCUGAAGCGGUAAUUUCCCUCUUUCCGUCGUCCCGCCCACGGAUCUCCAUACCAUCUCUCUUCAGCAGCCAACUUGGAGAGCAAGACGUCCGGAGACCGAUGAGGAGGGAGAGGGAGUCACAAGCAGGGAGUGUGUUGUUUGUUAUAUAUUUAUACGUAUGACAGCCUUCCCCAGAGCGUUGGCGAGGAGAGUAAAGAAACAGAUUCUCCGCCAGGCGUCUCGCUUGCACUUGCAGGCGCGCGUGCACAUUCUGAGUCCAGCCGCGCGCUUUGACCGACCAGCCGCGAGAGCUACGGUCUCUUCCCUCCCGCGCUCUUCGCCGGCUCGUUCCCGUCGAAGAUCUUCGCCUCAGGUGAGAAUCCAUGAUGUUCUGGAGUAACUUCUCGCUUUCCUCCAUAUCAUCGAUUUCUUGCUUCCCUUUUCUGUAGCUAAGAAUUGAGAAAACAGAGAAUCUGUCGUUUUCUUUGGAAAACAAAUUUCCGUUCUCGAGUAUAUCGUGACCCAUUAUAAAAAGAAAUCUUCCUUAUUACGGGUUCUCCUUGAAUUCUCUAGUUUCCCUGUGAAAUCUCAUAAGUCGUUGAGAAUGUCGUCUUGUUAGUUCUACAUUCCAUCGUCCUUUAUUCUGCUUGCCGUUGUUUCACUCCGACUGUCGAGUUCUAGUCUAGUGCGUCAUGGAUUUGAAAGAGACUAACUACUACUAUGUCGGGGCCCUCGUUCUGGUCACGGUUGUUGUGGCGAAGCUUAUCUCUGCUUUGCUUUUCUCCGGAUCUAAAAAGAAGAUUCCUCCUACUGUUAAGGCUUUUCCUGUUGUAGGAGGACUCAUUAGGUUCAUGAAAGGCCCGAUUGUGAUGAUCCGAGAGGAAUAUAGGAGGCUCGGUAGUGUGUUCACUGUGAAUCUCUUGCACAAGAAGGUGACAUUUCUUAUUGGUCCUGAAGUCUCUUCUCACUUCUUUAAGGCAGUAGAGACGGAUCUUAGCCAGCAAGAGGUGUAUCAGUUCAAUGUGCCUACUUUUGGGCCUGGCGUGGUCUUUGAUGUGGACUAUUCAGUGAGGCAGGAACAGUUUAGAUUCUUCACUGAAGCUCUCAGGGUAACCAAGUUAAAAGGAUAUGUGGAACAGAUGGUUGUAGAAACAGAGGACUAUUUUUCAAAAUGGGGCAAGGAAGGCAUUGUUGAUCUAAAAUAUGAGCUUGAACACCUUAUCAUCCUAACUGCAAGCAGGUGCCUUCUCGGUCGAGAAGUGAGGGAUAAAUUGUUUGAUGAUGUCUCUGCCCUCUUUCAUGACCUGGACAAUGGCAUGCAGCCAAUCAGUGUGAUCAUGCCUUACCUCCCAAUUCCUGCCCACCGCCGCAGAGACCGUGCAAGAAAGAGGCUCGCUGAUAUCUUUGCCAGCAUCAUUUCUGCCCGCAAAGUCUCAGGCAGGUCCGAGAAUGAUAUGUUGCAGAGCUUCAUUGAUUCCAAGUACAAAGAUGGCAGGCCAACCACAGAUGGUGAGAUCUCAGGCCUUCUGAUUGCAGCUCUUUUUGCUGGCCAGCAUACCAGCUCCAUCACCUCGACCUGGACAGGAGCAUACCUGCUCAGCCACAAGGAGUACCUCGCAGCUGUUGAGGAUGAGCAGAAGGAAAUGAUGAAGAAGCAUGGCGAUCUGAUAAAUCAUGAUAUUCUCUCCGAAAUGGAUGUGUUAUACCGGUGCAUAAAAGAAGCACUGAGGCUCCAUCCACCAUUGAUCAUGCUUCUGCGCUGCUCGCACUCUGAUUUCUCAGUGACAACACGCGAAGGCAAAGAUUAUGACAUUCCCAAGGGCUCUAUAGUAGCUACCUCACCUUCCUUUGCCAACAGAUUACCGCACAUCUACAAGGACCCUGACAGCUAUGAUCCAGACAGGUUUGCCCCUGGGAGGGAAGAAGACAAGGUAGCCGGUGCAUUCUCAUACAUUUCAUUUGGAGGUGGUAGACACGGUUGUCUUGGGGAGCCAUUUGCCUACCUGCAGAUCAAGACCAUAUGGAGCCAUCUGCUGAGGAAUUUUGAGUUUGAGCUGUUAUCUCCUUUCCCAGAGACCGACUGGAACGCCAUGGUUGUGGGAGUGAAGGGCAACGUGAUGGUCAAGUACAAGCGGCGACAGCUCUCGGUCAACUGAACCUUGGGCAAGACAUGCCUGUGAGGGGAGCAGAAUGUUUUUGUUUCUGGGUGUUGAACUAUCUCUAUCUUGUCUGUUUGUUUAGCUUUUAUGAUGUUUAAUUGAUCUCCGGAUCGCUGUGCAUUUCUUUGGUUCGAGACAUAGGUUUAAAUUUUUCUUGCUUGAUAGCAAGGUUUAGAUUUCCCGGCUUUGCUGAAGCCAGAAUUCGGGCCUCAAAGAUGUAAGGUACUAGCUGUCUUGCUGAUCUGGUUGGAACUUGUUUCUUUUGAUGCUGA
Nymphaea colorata (pocket water lily) is the source of this 2434-nucleotide messenger RNA. Its product is annotated as obtusifoliol 14-alpha demethylase-like. Lineage: Eukaryota; Viridiplantae; Streptophyta; Magnoliopsida; Nymphaeales; Nymphaeaceae. Gene Ontology annotation, molecular function: oxidoreductase activity, acting on paired donors, with incorporation or reduction of molecular oxygen; monooxygenase activity; iron ion binding. The coding region runs from base 696 to 2159 and encodes 487 amino acids. The record is from RefSeq and is a predicted model, not a curated record. The transcript is spliced from 3 exons.